AUGAUAGCAACUAUAGAAAGCGAAGUAAGGGACAAUCAUCGUCCAAUUCCAAAUACUUUGGCCACUUAUAACUUUUUACUUAUGUUUACUCGCCAAUUUCUGGGCCUUGAAUUGGUGUCGUCAGAACAAUCGCGCAGGUUAAGAUGCAGUGUGGCAGUCUUCGUAUGCUGGGCUCUCAUUGUCGCUACUAGCCUUAUGAUUUAUAUCAUAUACGUUACUCUACCUAGCCAGAUGCGGCUAGACAUAGGUUUAAACGAGACCUGGUAUCUACGUCGCGUCGAUUGGCAAGCGAUGUCCUCGUACGGUGAUGAAUAUCUUGAUUUACCGGUCGAAAACGUCAUCAUCGGACAUUCAGCCGGUAAUUACUGCAACCAGAGAUAUCGUUGCAUAAAAGAAAUGAUAAUGAUACAGCAAGAUCACUUGAGGCGAGGAUGGAACGAUAUCGGGCCCAAUUUUUUCGUUGGUGGUAAUGGCGAUGUCUUCGAGGGCAGAGGGGCCAAUGUAAUUGGGGCAAUGGUCAAAAGCUAUAAUCGAAAAAGUAUAACUAUUAUGUUCCUUGGAAAUUACGUUGUAAAUCAAACCAAUCCAUUGCAACUCAACCAUACCCAAACCUUGGUAGACAGAUUGGUGAAAGUUGGUGCCUUACGAUCUGAUUAUGUUCUUCGUGGACAUUGUCAAGUCGAUCCACUAAUUAUCACUCCCGGGCCGAACAUAAUAGAUAAAUUAAGCUACUUUCCUCAUUGGGAUCCUAAAGGUACAAAAGGUUGUCUACGCAGAUAA
This is a messenger RNA of Melitaea cinxia (Glanville fritillary), 780 nucleotides long. Its product is annotated as peptidoglycan-recognition protein SC2-like. NCBI's taxonomy places the organism in Eukaryota, Metazoa, Arthropoda, Insecta, Lepidoptera, Nymphalidae. The transcript has 3 exons. Gene Ontology annotation, biological process: peptidoglycan catabolic process. The record is from RefSeq and is a predicted model, not a curated record. Bases 1 to 780 code for a protein of 259 amino acids. Gene Ontology annotation, molecular function: N-acetylmuramoyl-L-alanine amidase activity; zinc ion binding.